AUGUUGCCUCCAGUGCCAAAUCCUGCCGACUUUGGAGUUACUGCCAACUAUGGUUUCCUUUCCCCAGAACUUCCCCUAGAGGUUCUCCCAGAUCCCUACUAUGCUGAAUGGGAAAUGAUUAUUGGGAAUCUUCAACCAUUGAUAUUGAGUAAACGUCUUCAGUCUAUGGUGGAACAUCUCCCGAUACUUUCUACCACACAUCUACAAACUGAGGCUGAGUGGCGUCGCGCAUAUGUCGUACUGGUAUUUAUACUGCAUGGCUAUGUCUGGGGUGGCAAUUCGCCCACAGAGAGGAUCCCACCUCAACUUACAGUUCCUUUAUUUGAAGUCUGUGAACGACUUGAAUUACCCCCCGUUGCCACCUAUGCUGGUGUCUGCCUUUGGAAUUACAAGCCGAUCUUCUCCGAUGAGUCAGCUACCAACCUGGAUAACCUAGCUUGCCUACAAACCUUUACAGGGUCUCUAGAUGAGCAAUGGUUCUACCUGGUUUCAGUCGCCAUAGAAGCACGUGGGGCCCCUUCUAUCCCCUUGAUGCUUCGGGCUAUCACGGCGGCCCGCACAGGAAAUACCCAUACUGUAACCGAGUGCCUGCAACGACUAGCAGAAAUCAUCGAUGAGACCAACACACUGCUGCAGAGGAUGUAUGAACAUUGCGAUCCAUAUGUCUUCUACAACCGCAUACGUCCUUAUCUAGCUGGAAGUAAAAACAUGCGUGAUGCCGGAUUGCCAAACGGUCUGCUGUACGAUGACGGUCACAAUCCCGAGUACCGGCAGUAUGGAGGGGGCAGCAAUGCUCAAAGCUCACUCAUCCAAUUCUUCGACAUCGUCCUUGGAGUGGAACACCGACCCACUGGUACCAGUCGUGGCAAUGAGCAAAACACUGAAGACGGCAUCAAAUCACGAAACAGCUUCAUCCACGAAAUGCGCACCUACAUGCCUGGCCCACAUCGACGAUUCCUCGAGCAAAUUGACUCAGUAGCCAACAUCCGGCCUUUUGUCGAGGCACGACGCGGAGACUCGGCGCUGUGCAUUGCAUACGACGCAUGCUUAGCCAUGCUACGUGUUCUACGCGAUAAGCAUAUUACUAUAGUCUCACGCUAUAUUAUCCUGCAGUCCCGCAGUGCACGCCAGCCUUCUCAUUCUGCCAAUCCAAACCCCCCAGCGAUGAACCUUGCAACCGCGGCUCCGACUGACAAGAAGAAGCUGCGCGGUACGGGUGGCACGGCACUCAUUCCUUUCCUGAAGCAAGCUCGAGACGAAACUGGAGAGCCUGCCAUUGAUGCCUGGGCACGACGGUUGCUGAGCAAUGGCCCUGCAGAUAAGAACUUUGCUUCGCUGAGCAAGGUUGGCGAACAACCAGAUGGUCAUCUUGAGGUUGUCGGUCUCUGUGGCACAUGGACAGCCGAUGAAAACGAGGGUGGAAUUUGUCACUGGUAG
This is a messenger RNA of Penicillium griseofulvum, 1437 nucleotides long. Its product is annotated as indoleamine 2,3-dioxygenase. Gene Ontology annotation, cellular component: cytoplasm. The transcript is spliced from 2 exons. Gene Ontology annotation, biological process: 'de novo' NAD+ biosynthetic process from L-tryptophan. The record is from RefSeq and is a predicted model, not a curated record. Bases 1 to 1437 code for a protein of 478 amino acids. NCBI's taxonomy places the organism in Eukaryota, Fungi, Ascomycota, Eurotiomycetes, Eurotiales, Aspergillaceae. Gene Ontology annotation, molecular function: metal ion binding; heme binding; indoleamine 2,3-dioxygenase activity.